AUGAGUGACGCCAACGGGCCUCAAGUCCUCUACAGCUCCGAGCCGGAAACGGUCAAGCAUGACAGCGACUACCCCCAGCUCCACGCAACGACACCACAGCAGGGCCAGGGGUGGCAGGAGCGGCCUCGCACCUUGGAGACGAGCCAUGCGGCGACCUCCCCACCGCUGCUACCGCCACAGCACCAGCGGCACGAGAAGCGCACCGGCCGGCUGCUCCUCGCCGCCGGCUGCCUCCUGCUGGGCAUCAUCAUCGGCGGCGCAGUCGUCGGCGGCGCCCUGGGCUCCGUGCUGGCGGGCCGGCCGCCUGCCGGCGCGGGCGGGACGGCUACGCCAGCCGAAUGCAAGACGGGCGACCCGGGGCGUGUCGGGGGCACGACCACGUCGCCGACCCCAGGCCCGAGCGGUGCGUCAUCGGCUCCGCGGACAGCGGCCACGCUCACCAACUACGAGGCCGCCAACUGGCGCAACAUCAGCACGCUCGCGUUCCCGUGCCCCCGGGAGCAAGGGCAGACGGUCAUCGGCGUGGACGGGACCCGGUUCCGGGUCGAGUGCGGGGUCGACUCGGUAGGGCUCGGGCGUGAGGCUCCGGGUUCCUUCAUGGAGGACCUGCAGUCAGUCAUAGCAUACAGCUUCGAGGACUGCGUCCAGGCGUGCUCGAGCCUCAACAGGGAGGGGGCCAGGGUCCGGCGGGGGCUGCAGAACCCGCCCGUGUUCUGCCGGACCGUGGUGUGGCGCAGCAGGAUGGACGAGCCCAGCUUUUUCGACAAGGGCGGCAACUGCUUCUUGAAGAACGCCACGCGCGCCGCCGGCGAGACCGGGGUGGCUUGCCAGCCGUGGGAUUCGCCGCAGCGAACCCCACCGCCGCUGUCCACCGCCGCCACGGCCGACAUAGUCGUCGGCGGCGUCUUGGUCCUGCCCGCCCUCCUCGGCGCCAAAGAACACGCUGGACCGCACGAGCUGCUGCAACCUGUUGUGCAGGAGCUGCCGGGCCACCCCGGGCCGGGCGUCGUAGCCGAGCUGGACUCUCGGGAGAAGACGGGUGGUCAAGGCCACGUGGACGUGUCUGAGCGGCUCGCGGGAGGAGGUCAAGGGCGGUGA
Gaeumannomyces tritici R3-111a-1 is the source of this 1098-nucleotide messenger RNA. RefSeq lists its product as hypothetical. NCBI's taxonomy places the organism in Eukaryota, Fungi, Ascomycota, Sordariomycetes, Magnaporthales, Magnaporthaceae. Bases 1 to 1098 code for a protein of 365 amino acids. The record is from RefSeq and is a predicted model, not a curated record. The transcript has 2 exons.